This is a messenger RNA of Ostrea edulis (European flat oyster), 2934 nucleotides long. Its product is annotated as potassium voltage-gated channel protein Shab-like. Bases 1236 to 2744 code for a protein of 502 amino acids. The record is from RefSeq and is a predicted model, not a curated record. Gene Ontology annotation, molecular function: voltage-gated potassium channel activity. Gene Ontology annotation, cellular component: voltage-gated potassium channel complex; membrane. NCBI's taxonomy places the organism in Eukaryota, Metazoa, Mollusca, Bivalvia, Ostreida, Ostreidae. Gene Ontology annotation, biological process: protein homooligomerization; potassium ion transmembrane transport. The transcript is spliced from 3 exons.
UCUUGAGAAAGCAAUAGUUAUUAUCAAUAAACCCCAAGUCUUAGUUUUAAGCUGUUGAUGUGAAAUAAUCAGCACCAGUGUCAAAAUAGAUUUCCGCAAUUAUUAAUGUAAUAUACAGUGCAAUGUUCUUUGUCUAGAGCAUUGGUGUGUUGGUUUUGUAACGUCCCCUAAAGAAUUUUUCUCUAAUAUGAAUGAAGAUGUCACCAGCUGUAAGCAAAGUAUCAAAACUUUUGUCGUAUACAUGGCACUUAUGCUUGUCGUGAUUUGUCAUCCGUUCACGACUCUGGCUUCUAUAUGAUGAGUGUUUAGCGACGAAGCAGUCACUACCUAUAUAAAACGUCUUUGUUUGACACAGCCAUGAUACUAGCUAGGUGCGAAUCCACCACCAAAAAUAUGCAAAGUUUUCAUCAGACAAUAAUAUUAUAGGAUACAGGAUAUGAAAGAAUGGCUUAAUUUCUCUAUAUUGCCCAAAUCACAAUGUACAUAGAUCUACCUCCGUAAUACAAACAGACUAAACAUUUAUUCUUUUAGUGUAACAUCUAUCGGUCUUCCUGCACGCGUAACACUUAAACACAAGUUUCAAUCCAACCCACUAUGCUAAAUCAAUUUGAGAGCCGAUUUCGAUUUCAAUGAAGCAAUUUUGAUAUUAAUUAGUAUUAUUAAUUAGCAUUGAAAUUAAUGUAUUAGCUUGAGAUAGAUUUUGUGUAUAUCACCAGUUACCGGAGGUGGUGCCAAAGAGACAAUGUAUUCAAAGAUUAGCUCUCAAAUUGAUCACAGCUUCGCCUGGUACAUAACAAUGGGCUUUUUGUUUGGAAGCUUGUUGUAUAGGUGACUUCACAAGUGGCCGACUACUCCUGGGACAUUAGUCAAGAACACCUUCCUAGGAAGUUUUUAUUCAUUUCACAUAUUGAUCUCAUAGAUAUUUCAUUAUAAUAAUGUAUUGUGCACAUUGAAUCUGAGUUAAAUGUCAGGUAAGCAGUCUGGUUCGUUGUUGCCUCCGAAAGAUUGCAGACUAUAUAUUCAUCCUGAAAUGAUAAUGACCAUGGUAAUCAGAUAUAUUCAAUGAGUAUCUGUUUCCUUCCAUCCAUGCUUCCUGGAAUGAUCGAUAGUGUAUGCUCAUGAUCAAAGGGGUUAAUAUUUUAUCAGCUGAAUUUAAACCUCGCCGUUCUGUAACUGAGGUUGCAAGACAGCACAUUUUAUUGGGACGCCAGAGCAAAAGCAUUUGACCAUUAACGAUGGACGGAAAAACACCAGAUUAUUCACAAUCGUAUGCUAAAUACGGAAAAUCUUCUUUGCUUGAAAUUUAUGUAGCAGGAACAAGAUUUGAAAUUCCGAAAAAAAAUAUUCUGAAGCAUCCAGGGACAUUACUGGAGAAAAUGUUACCUAAACUGAAUAAGGAAAAAGAAGGGGACGUAACCUUCAAUCGCCCGGAUGACUCUUUUAAAGCAAUCCACAGUUUUUACCUUACUGGCAAGCUGCACAUGCCAUUGAAUCUGUGUCCUGGGGAAUUCGCGGAAGAAAUGGAGUACUGGGGCAUACAACCAGAAAUUCUGGAACCAUGUUGUCUUUACAGAUUUCUAUCCUUCAAGCACCAGGAAGAAACGUCCAAACAGUUUCGAAAAUCCAUUUCCUCCACAACCCACCACGAGAUUACUUCCGAAGGCUCCUCGUGGAGAAUGCGGCUCUGGUUGAUAGUAGACAACAGAGUUUCGUCACCGCUAGCCAAGGUUUAUCUUGCGAUUACACUUCUGUUUGUUCUGCUCUCUUUGGCCUCGCUAUCACUCAGCACGCUACCAAUGUUCCAGCGGAAACUGACGAUUUGCGAAACACGUGAUCUAAUAUUUUACGACAACGAGUAUGAUGAUGACGUUGAAGAGUAUCUUAACACUCGUGUGGACUGUAGUAAAAAUGCAGAAGAAAGUAUACAGUCAUAUCUUGGUGAAUACGCGAGCUACACAGACGAAGAAUUUAACGAAAAGAUUGAACAGGCGGAAGAGCAAAUGCAGAACUCAUCGUCAUUUUCGGAUGAGGAUCUUGAAGAUCUUAAACUAAGAUCGAAACUCAAGAAAAUAAAACUACCAAACAAAUUUGCUCGUCUUCAAGAAUUCGAUUUAAUUGACCUAAUUGUCCUGGCAGUAUUUACCGUGGAUCUGUUCCUAAGAUUGAUAACUUGUCCCAGUAUAGUUUCGUACUAUAAGUCAGCACUGAACAUAAUUGAUUCAUUUGUCUUAGUGUCUGGAAUCAUCGGAUAUGUUUUGGAGAAAUAUUUGAUCAACUUUACUUAUGACAGUGGAAACUUGGAUGUCUUGAUAUAUAUGCAGCAACUUCGUGUGUUUCGUCUGCUUCGAGUCGUCCAACAUGUUGCCGCCAUUGAAGUUCUCGGUUUUUGCUUCAAAUCGAAUUUCAAAGAAAUAAUGGUUCUUCUAUUAUUUUUAUUUGUCGGUGUCAAUUUCUUCGCAAAUAUGUUGUACUUUUUGGAGCAGAAAACUGUUUCCAGCAUUCCACAAGCGUGGUGGUGGGGACUUAUCACCAUGACAACAGUUGGAUAUGGCGAUAUCUAUCCAGUCACAGCAGGAGGGCGCAUUGUUGGGGCCUUUUGUGCAAUAAGCGGAGUCAUUGUUCUUGCUCUAAUUAUUCCCCUUUUUGUCAACAAUUUUAUAGCAUUGUAUGAACUUGCGUAUUUGUUUGACAAAAAGCAAAGCGUGGAACCAAAAGCAAUGCAAGUGAAAGUGCGUCCUACUUGACAACUGAGUGCCCGUUAUCAUCGUUUGUCUCUAAGUACUAUUUUUAAUAACACUCAACUAUGUUACAGUGACGUAUAGCCCGAUGGGAACCCUUUUCUCUAAAUAUAGAGACUUUAUUUCAAAGGAAAACUGGAAAGCAAAUGAAUUUUGAUUAUAUAAUAAACAAAUCUAUAUUUUUCGCCUAAAAAGA